AUGGGUAGAGUUAUUCGCAACCAGCGCAAGGGACGUGGAUCCAUCUUCACGGCCAACACGCGCUUAAACAAGGCUCCGGCCAAGUUUCGUACUCUUGAUUAUGCCGAGCGUCAUGGCUACGUUCGUGGUGUAGUCAAGGACAUCAUCCACGACCCUGGUCGUGGCGCCCCCCUUGCCAAGGUCACCUUCCGCCACCCUUACAAAUUCAAGCAAGUCUCCGAGACCUUCAUUGCCAACGAGGGCAUGUAUACUGGUCAAUUUAUCUACGCGGGAAAGAAGGCUGCUUUAACCGUCGGAAACAUCCUGCCUAUCGGUGAGAUGCCUGAAGGCACCGUCGUUUCUAAUGUUGAGGAGAAGAUUGGUGAUCGUGGUGCUCUGGGCCGUACCUCUGGAGGCUACAUCACCGUGAUUGGCCACAAUCCUGAUGAGGGCAAGACUCGUGUCAAGCUUCCUUCUGGUGCCAAGAAGGUUAUCCAUUCCUCUUCCCGUGGCAUGAUUGGCAUCGUUGCCGGUGGUGGUCGUACCGACAAGCCUCUCUUGAAGGCUUCUCGUGCUAAGCACAAGUUUGCCGUCAAGCGCAACAGCUGGCCCAAGACUCGUGGCGUUGCCAUGAAUCCUGUGGACCAUCCUCACGGUGGUGGUAACCACCAACACAUUGGUAAGGCUUCUACCAUUUCUCGAUACGCCGCUCAGGGUCAGAAGGCUGGCCUUAUUGCUGCCAGAAGGACGGGUCUGUUGCGUGGUACUCAAAAGACGAAGGAGUAA
Ustilaginoidea virens is the source of this 765-nucleotide messenger RNA. RefSeq lists its product as uncharacterized. Gene Ontology annotation, cellular component: cytosolic large ribosomal subunit; ribosome. NCBI's taxonomy places the organism in Eukaryota, Fungi, Ascomycota, Sordariomycetes, Hypocreales, Clavicipitaceae. The record is from RefSeq and is a predicted model, not a curated record. The coding region runs from base 1 to 765 and encodes 254 amino acids. The transcript is spliced from 4 exons. Gene Ontology annotation, molecular function: RNA binding; structural constituent of ribosome. Gene Ontology annotation, biological process: cytoplasmic translation.